Adineta ricciae is the source of this 1092-nucleotide messenger RNA. The record is from the annotation of a GenBank genome assembly. Lineage: Eukaryota; Metazoa; Rotifera; Eurotatoria; Adinetida; Adinetidae.
AUGGUAUCGUAUGAUAAUCCACUGGCAUCUUUGAAUACGAACGCAUCAGUAUCAGAUAUAUGGUAUUAUGGAACAGGCCUAUUUUCUCUUCUAUGCUUACUGUGUGGAUCGUUAUCAAAUGGUUUAGUUCUCUACGUAUUCAUUAGAAAUUCUAGUCUACGACAACCGAGGAAUUUAUUUCUUAUUAAUCUUGCAGUUACCGACCUUGGAUUACUCCUGACAAGUUGUGACCUCUAUGCAUUCUCCGGUGGUCUUUGCGCUUUCACAUCGAUUGCAACAAUGGCAGCAAUUGCUCUCACUCGACUCGUCGCUGUCAUCCGACCGUUCAGUUCAUUGAAAUUAACUACAAAUGUCACAUUAAAAUGUAUUGCAUGUUGCUGGCUGUAUGGUUUGAUUUUGAUGGUCCCGCCUUUCUUUGGAUGGAGUCGGUUCGUGUUUGAAGGGAUUGGCACGAGUUGUACAUUUGAUUAUGUGUCGAAAGAUGUGUGGAAUCGAUCGUUUAUGUUGAUAUUAAUAGUUGUUGGAUUUUUGCUUCCAUUGACAAUCAUUAUUGUAUCGUAUUCGUUCAUUCUGGUAAAAUUAACGAAUCGUGGUCGUCAUCUCAUAUAUGAAAAUUAUUCAUGUACGGGAUUUCGCAGGAAACCAAAACUAGGCAGAUUGCAUUUUUUUGUUCCAAUUAACUCAGCUCACAAUGAACUUUUUUCCAAUGAAGGAAAAGUCGUUUUCACUUUUAAUGAAAGUAAUCAAGCAAAACGAGACAUACGUCGUACUGAAAUCCGAGUUACUCGCACUGCACUAGUCGUUUGUGGUAUCUAUGUAAUGUCCUGGACUCCUUAUGCCUUCAUGGCUGUUGCAGCUCAAUUUGGUUUGGAUCAUUUGGUGAAUGUCUAUUUAGCAUCAUCAAUUACUUUAUUGACAAAACUAUCAGCCUGUAUAAAUCCUUUCAUAUACGCACUUUCAUCUUCGGUGUUCCGGCGACAUAUGGGUUUUUAUUCGAAUCUUUUCUUUGCGUGUCGAACACGCUCCUACUCAUUGUCUACGUCGACUUUGAGUAUACAUCGGAAAACUGGAACCCCUUCUACAAUCCGAUGA